GAGCUAUUCAACCUGCGGCACUCGAGUCUACGUAACGUUGUCGAGCGUACGUUUAGUAUGCUAAAGGAGCGCUUUAAGAUCCUUCGUAACACUAAUAGACCUGCCUUCGACAUAGAGAUACAGACGGCUCUUGUUUAUAGCCUAGUAUACCUGCAUAACUUCAUCCGCCGGACUAAUCUAUCGGACGAGCUGAUUGCUAAUGAGUUCAAGCGCUAG
Pseudocercospora fijiensis CIRAD86 is the source of this 216-nucleotide messenger RNA. RefSeq lists its product as uncharacterized. The record is from RefSeq and is a predicted model, not a curated record. The annotation marks the transcript as partial. The transcript has a single exon. Lineage: Eukaryota; Fungi; Ascomycota; Dothideomycetes; Mycosphaerellales; Mycosphaerellaceae.